AAUAUUCAACUGGAGAUACCUUACUUUUUUAUCGUUCCGGCUGCUGUAUUAUCCGAUUCUUGUGUGUUGGUUGGUAUAUCGGAAGCUUUAGUGCAAGAUGUUCGAAGAAAAACUUAUAGCAGAGAUUGAAAAACACAACUGCUUGUGGGACAAACGACAGCUUAGUUACCGCGAUCGGGUGAAGAAAGAUUUGGCUUGGCGAAAUGUAGCUGCUGCUGUGGGACAUCCUGAGGAAAACUGCCGAAAGCGAUGGAAAUCGUUAAGAGACCGAUAUGGAAUAGAAUUGAAGGUUGAUCAACAACCUAGCGGAAGUGCUGCGUCGUUUUUGAAAGACACGGUCACGCCCAGACAGACAACAACAAACAUCGUCUCCCAAACGCCAGAAGUUCUCGGACAAGAACCAGAUAUACUGGAUACUUCCUUUGGAUUCCAAAUAGGCGAGAGUGGGAACAUUAUAAUAGAAGAGCAAGAAACCACUGCCCCAACGCCGGCUAAGAGACAAAAGAAAAAAAAAACGAUGAGAACGCCGCCUUUAACGAUCUAGUCAACGAAGUAAGUCAGUUUGUGGAUAGUCAAAAAAAAACACACAACAAUUUCUUGGGUGCGAUUGGCGAAGUGUUUGAGAAGGUCCCAGAAGAGAGCCGCCUAGAUUUUCAAAUGGACGUACUUCAAUACGUCUAUGCUCAAUAUAAAAAUUAUAAAAAUUGAAUUUACGAAAUUUAAAAAUUUAAAUGACAUCCAGUUUGAAUUCAAUUUUGCGAACUUUAUAUGUAAUCUAAUUUAGUAUGAAAUCUGAUUUUGAUUUUGCGAAUUAAAUAUGUAAUCGAAUAUAUAUGUAAUAUAUAAUAUAUAUAUGUAAUGUAAUAAUAUGUAAUAAAUAUGUAAUCGAACCUGAAAGAUGUGACGACAUUUAAAACAUUACCAAUAAGUGCCCUCAUAC
Molecule: messenger RNA, 940 nt
Organism: Rhagoletis pomonella (apple maggot)
Lineage: Eukaryota; Metazoa; Arthropoda; Insecta; Diptera; Tephritidae
Exons: 4
Coding region: 98-544 (148 amino acids)
Biological process (GO): regulation of transcription by RNA polymerase II
Cellular component (GO): nucleus; transcription regulator complex
Source: RefSeq, a predicted model, not a curated record